AAAUAAAAAACACAAUAACAAUUGGCAAUUUCAAUAACUUUUUUAGGAGUAUUGUUUAAUGAUCUCCAAGACUCCAAACAUCAAACAAUGGUUUAUUUUGGCACAAUACUCACAACCGGCAAUUUGUCAAUGACACAUACUACGUAUAACUUAAAUUUCAACACUGCAAAAUUGGGUUCCUCCGGUUCUCCCUGCCAAAAUGAAAGCCCAUGCCUUACCGGCCGCUCGGUUUCCGGCAACUCCAGCGUUACUCCGGCAAAAUUCCCGACAUUUCCACUCACCGAAGUUCCUAACUUUAUCGUCAUUGACUUCUCCACCAACAACCACUCACUUAAAAUCUGAAAUUGAUGCAAAUAAAAUGGAAUUUCCGGAUAAACAGAUGUUCAUUCUUGGCAUGGGUUAUGUGGGUCAAUUAUUUGCACAACAACUGAAGAAUGAAGGAUGGGAUGUUGCAGGGACAUGUACGAGCGUUGCAAAGAAAAAGGUCCUUGAGCAAAAGGGAUUUGAUAUCCUUGUUUUUGAUGCAAUGGAACCAGAAUGGAAGGUCCUCGAUAGAUUAAGAUGCUGUACUCACCUUUUAGUCUCCGUUCCCCCUACUGUUGAUAUUGGUGAUCCAAUUCUUCAACGUGCAGAAACCUUUAAAGCUAGUUUGGCAGAUGGAAAUCUCCGGUGGCUUUGUUAUUUGUCAACUACAAGUAUAUACGGAGAUGCUAGUGGAGCAUGGGUUGAUGAAAAUUAUUUCCCAAAGCCUUCUAAUAACUUAGCCAAAAUGAGAUUGGAGUCAGAGGAAGGGUGGUUAAAGCUGGGACAAGAUCUUGGGCUCUCAACCUAUGUAUUUCGACUUGGGGGCAUAUAUGGCCCUGGAAGAAGUGCUAUUGAUACCAUUCUAAAGAAGGAAGAACUCUCGGAACGUCAGAAGAGGAGAGCAAAUAGAAAUUUUACAUCCCGAGUUCAUGUUGCAGACAUUUGUCAAGUUCUUAAAGCAAGCAUUUCAACGCAGAUCCAGAGGAAGAUUUAUAAUGUAGUUGAUGACGAUCCUGCCUCUAGGAUAGAAGUCUUUGCAUUUGCACAGCAGCUGAUACAGCAGCGAUGGCCUGGUUUGAUUGAUGUUUCUGAUAACUCUAUCAUUAGCAAACUUCCUGGGGGUGCAGGAAAACGAGUCAGUAAUGCUCAUGUCAAGAAGGAUUUGGGUGUACAAUUAUUGUAUCCAAGUUAUAGAUCAGGCCUCCAAAGUAUUAUUCAUAAUAUGGAGAAGCCGAUUUUACGUUGUGGUUAGCAUCACCACUUCUACUGAUAUGCUUUUCCUCUAUCAAUCUUAAACAAUACAAGUAUAAUAAAAAGAAUAGUCUUUUUGUUGACA
Molecule: messenger RNA, 1360 nt
Organism: Spinacia oleracea (spinach)
Lineage: Eukaryota; Viridiplantae; Streptophyta; Magnoliopsida; Caryophyllales; Amaranthaceae
Exons: 8
Coding region: 200-1276 (358 amino acids)
Source: RefSeq, a predicted model, not a curated record